This is a messenger RNA of Staurois parvus, 272 nucleotides long. NCBI's taxonomy places the organism in Eukaryota, Metazoa, Chordata, Amphibia, Anura, Ranidae. The record is from the annotation of a GenBank genome assembly.
CUUUUUAAAAAUUUAAAAUUUGCCGCCGGUUCCGGCGCCCGUACGUCCCGAAGUCACAGGGACCGGAACACGGAAGCCGGAUGCCGGCAUCGGCCUGAGGAGAUGGCCGGGGACGCUGCAGGGGACAGAUCGCGGGAGCGAAGGACAAGGUAAGUGAAGAACACAUGCCGGAGCAGCGCCGCAUGGUAUUCCCGAGUGUAGCUCGGGGUUACCGCUUUUGGUACUGAAAUGUUACCCCGAGCUACACUCGGGAAUACCGCCAAGGAGGUUAA